Messenger RNA from Malania oleifera, 1960 nucleotides. RefSeq lists its product as uncharacterized. Bases 223 to 1740 code for a protein of 505 amino acids. NCBI's taxonomy places the organism in Eukaryota, Viridiplantae, Streptophyta, Magnoliopsida, Santalales, Ximeniaceae. Gene Ontology annotation, molecular function: metal ion binding. The record is from RefSeq and is a predicted model, not a curated record. The transcript has 7 exons.
UUUAAAAUCUGAAAAACUGUCUUUCUUGCAAAAACUCAAGAAAGAUUAUCUUUUUUUUUGCCCAAAUUUGAAAUUUGUUUUUGACUAGGUUUAGAAUUCCAAAAUUUUAAUGAAGUCCCAACCCCCAUCUAAACAAGCUCGUGAUUGCGGCCACUCGGGUUCCCUCUCUUGGUUAACAUUUAACAAUUCAAAAUUCCCAACUUCCCGGCGAAAUUCUAGUCUAUGGAAGACGAAUCCCUCCAGCAUCGUUCUCGCCAAUCGGCAGAGGGAUCUAAGUUUCGCUCCUUUCAAGGUAUGGAGUCCGUUGUUGCUACAGUCAGCGGCUACCACGGCUCUGAGCGCUUCAAUCUCAUCAAACUCAUCUCUCAGACGGGUGCCAGCUACUUGGGUGCAAUGACGAGAUCGACCACCCAUUUGGUUUGUUGGAAAUUCGAAGGAAGGAAGUUCAGUCUUGCAUCAAAGUUUAAAACGUUGAUAGUUAACCACAGGUGGGUUGAGGAUUGCAUAAAGGCAGGGAAGCGUAUUCCAGAGCAUCCCUAUAUCUUGCAAAGGGUUCUAUUUAUUUGCAGUGGGGAAGAAGUGGGGCCUUUAUUGUUGAAAGCCCCACCUGCAGCUAAGAGGGCAAUUGUCUCAUAUAAAAGAAAUGACAAAGAACUUUCUGGACAAUCCUAUAAAUUUGAUGACUCCAGCAAAUCAUUGAUUAAUGAAAGGUGUGGAGCUGCUCGCCAAUCUGUUUGGAUUGAUCUCUGUUUUCAGAAGGAGCAAGAAGAAUCAAUUUCUCAUUACUCAACACAUUCAGCCAGACAGAAAAGAAGCAUUUGCAGGGAUCUCCAAAGCAUUUCGGCUGAGCCUUCUCAUAAAGGUCGGAGGCUUGUGAAAAGGAAUGUGAGUGAAGGCGUUUUGAGUUCUGCUUUUCCAGAUUCUGAGGAAGAAUGCUUCCUUUUAGGAGUUUCUAAUGAACGUGAUAAUGUCACGACUCCAUCUAACCAUUCAGUUAGUGUGAGAAAUGGAAGUGUGCCGAGAAUUCAAGAAACAACAUCUAAUGAUGCAUUUGGUGAAUGUGGGGAAAGCAUAAAUGAAGGUUUGGAAAGUCUGGAAGAGAUUGAAGAUUUAAACCAUAUUAUUAGAUCUCAAGAUUCAGAUUUGCAUAUUGAGGAUGCACAACCUGCCAUAGAAAGAGCUUCACAGAAUAGGUGUUCUGAUGUUGGGAACUUCGACCAACAGAUGGAAGAUGGGGGUCAAGUUGAGCAUAUUACCAGAACAACUACUUCAACAGAGUUAUCAUGCGUUAUAUGUUGGACAGAUUUCAGUUCAACCAGGGGGAUUUUGCCAUGUGGACAUCGAUUUUGUUAUUCAUGCAUUGAAAGCUGGGCUGAUCAUAUGGCUUCAAGAAGGAAAAUUUCAACAUGCCCUUUGUGCAAGGCGAGUUUUACAAGCAUCACCAAGGUGGACGAUGUGCCUUGUUCAGAUCAGAAGAUAUAUUCACAGACUAUUCCAUUUGAUCCAUUAAAAAGAGAUGUCUUGUUCCCUUGUGAUGUUGAAAUUCCCUUCUUUGGAGCUGAGCCCUCGUCCGCACCUGCUUGUUGUGAGUGUUGCUGUAGGGAGCCAGUGGAUCUUCUGAUCAGCUGUCAUCUCUGCCAGUUUCAAUGCAUUCAUUCCUACUGUCUGGAUCCGCCUUUGUUGCCAUGGGCGUGCAUUCAUUGCAAGGAUCUCCGUACGAUGUAUCAACACCACAGUUAGCAUCCAUGUACUUGACCUGUUUGUAUUGCUCAUGUCAAAAUUUGCAACUUAACCUCUGUCCAUUCACAAUAGAGUUUCUGGUUGAAUUACGCUGAUUGUGUGGCAGCACCAUAUAUUGUAGGCAAUGGGGCAAUGGAGAGACAAAUCACAUAAAAUUUGAUGAAUCGAUCUCAAAUAUUGUAGCUGUUCUAUUUUUCUAAUGUUAUGUAGCGUUGUUCCA